Mytilus trossulus (common blue mussel) is the source of this 1744-nucleotide messenger RNA. Its product is annotated as fructose-bisphosphate aldolase-like. The transcript has 8 exons. The record is from RefSeq and is a predicted model, not a curated record. Gene Ontology annotation, biological process: fructose 1,6-bisphosphate metabolic process; glycolytic process. Bases 157 to 1248 code for a protein of 363 amino acids. Gene Ontology annotation, molecular function: fructose-bisphosphate aldolase activity. Lineage: Eukaryota; Metazoa; Mollusca; Bivalvia; Mytilida; Mytilidae. Gene Ontology annotation, cellular component: cytosol.
AUGUCAAGGAUAAAAGUUAACCAAUCAAAUUUUGACAUCACCACACACCUUCUUUUUGUUGCGUCCGUAAACACUUUUCAACAUUUGAAGAACCUAUACUAGGAUAAAACAACUUUUGCGGAUUAGCUGUUGUCUCAGUUUAACUAGAACAAAACCAUGCCUAACUUCCCACAAUACCUUACUCCAGAACAGGAGGAGGAGUUACGAUUGGUUGCAAACGCUAUUGUGGCCCCUGGUAAAGGUAUCUUGGCAGCUGAUGAGUCUACAGGUACUAUUGGAAAGAGAUUUGCAUCAAUAAAAGCUGAGAACAGUGAAGAAAACCGUCGGAGAUACAGAGAACUAUUGUUUGCCUCUGAUAAAGUUAUUGCGGAGAACAUUAGCGGUGUAAUUUUGUUCCACGAGACAUUGUACCAGUCAACAAAAGCUGGAGUACCCUUUGUUAAAGUAUUGAAAGAAAAGGGAAUUAUUCCCGGUAUCAAAGUAGAUAAGGGAGUUGUCCCCCUUGCUGGAACUGAUGGAGAAUCAACAACACAGGGUCUUGAUGGUCUAGCAGAAAGAUGUGCACAGUAUAAAAAGGAUGGAGCACAAUUUGCAAAAUGGCGAUGUGUUCUAAAAAUAGGAUCAGAAACUCCAACUUUCCAAGCUAUGUUAGAAAAUGCCAAUGUGUUAGCCAGAUACGCCAGCAUCUGUCAACAAAAUGGUUUAGUACCUAUUGUAGAACCUGAGGUUUUAUGUGAUGGUGAUCACGAUCUAUACACUGCACAAAAAGUUACUGAACAGGUAUUGGCAUUUACAUACAAGGCAUUGUCAGAUCACCAUGUAUAUUUAGAAGGAACUUUACUGAAACCAAACAUGGUGACCGCUGGUCAAAGUUGUUCUAAAAAAUUCACAGCAGAAGAAAAUGCUAAAGCUACAGUCCUGGCUUUAUCAAGAACUGUUCCAGCAGCAGUUCCAGGAAUAACAUUUUUGUCAGGUGGACAAUCUGAAGAAGAUGCAACCCUUAAUCUGAACGCUAUUAAUGUUUUUCCUGGUAGAAAACCAUGGGCACUAACCUUCUCCUUUGGAAGAGCCUUACAAGCCAGUGUCCUAAAGGCAUGGCAAGGCAAGGAAGAGAAUGUUAAGGCUGCCCAGGAACAGCUCAUUAGUAGGGCAAAGGCUAAUGGGUUAGCUGCCCUUGGACAGUAUAAAGGUGGUGUGUCUGGUGAUGCCGCCGGAGAAUCAUUAUUUGUUCCAAAACACACAUACUGAAAAGGAAUAUGACAUUUUUAACAUGUUCAAUGGGGGUUUUAAAAUUAGUGGUUUUCGUAUCUUUUGAAGGGGUUAUUUAAAUAUUAAACCAGGGUCAGUGAUUAUAAUUCUUUUGGGAAAAUAUUUUGUGAUAAAAUGCUUUUUUUUAUCAAGUGUAUUUAGAGGUAGAUUAAGUACAGCUUUAUAUUCAACUGACAAACUAAAACCUUAUACGAAAAAGUACCUUACUAAAGCUGAGAUAUGUGAUGUGUAUUUUUCUUUAGAAUUUGGUUUUGUAAAAAGGUGCUUAGAAUUGUGUGUGUCUUCAUGAAAUAGACAAUUAGGUCAAAAUAUGUCUAUGGUGAGAUUUCUUAUAGAUUAUUAAACUUGAAAUGUAUUUUAUGAAAACAAGAUGAACUAUAAUUCAGUUAAAUAACCAAAUACUGAAAUGACUUUAAAUAGGUAACUAUUUGAAUUUUUCUAGUGCAUUCAACAGGUGCCUAUUUGACUUGUACAU